GAAGUCGUCAUAAUGUUAUACCUGAUCGGUGUAUAUGCAAUGGAUCAAAUCACUAUGACCCUGGGUUGAUAACCUGAGGGGCAGUCUGGGAAAUGGAGUCCAAAGUCAAAUGAGUUCUCUGCGCAUGCGCGAGACCGAACCUCGGAGGAAGCGAGAGCUUUGUUUGCGGGUGAUAAAAUACAGCAAGGAAAAUGUCAGGGUUCCUGGAUGGCAUCAGAUGUGGUGACUGUGAGUGUAAUGUUGACUGGGGAGAGAAGAGGAACACCAUUGCCUCGAUAGCGGCUGGCGUGUUGUUCUUCACAGGGUGGUGGAUCAUAAUUGACGCUGCAAUUAUGUACCCCAAAGAGGACCAGUUUCACCAUGCUUAUCACACCUGCGGAGUCAUAGCCACAAUAGCAUUUCUAAUGAUCAAUGCAGUGUCCAAUGGACAGGUGAGAGGUGACAGCUACAGCGAAGGCUGCAUGGGACAGACAGGUGCCAGAGUGUGGCUCUUCAUUGGCUUCAUGUUGGCCUUUGGCUCUCUCAUCGCUUCCAUGUGGAUUCUGUUUGGAGGUUUCGUCGUGGCUUCGAAGGAAACAGUGUACCCUGGAAUUGCCGUUUUCUUCCAGAAUGCAUUCAUCUUCUUUGGGGGUCUGGUGUUCAAGUUCGGACGUACAGAGGACCUUUGGCAGUGAAAAGGAACUCUCCCUGACCUGAAUAAGCCCGGAGUCUGUUGAUACUUCUCUUUUUUUUCUCUUGUCUUUUUUUUUUUUCAACUGUUAAAUAUACUUACUCUUCCCAUGUACAAAUGCCAGUGUUCUUUAGCCAUGUGUCAACAGCUUGAGCUCUCUAAUAAACAGUGAGGAGUUUCUGCUGUUCAGCACACCAGGAGCUGUUUUAGAACAUCUUGAAUUUUUUAAAAGGAGAAUUCCAGUUUUUCAAAAUAUCUGCAUUGUUCAGCGUUUUAGAUGUAAACAAAGUCAAAGUGGUUUGAUGUAAAACUGCAUUGUAGUGAAACUUUGAUUGCUAUACACACAUUUUUUCCCCACAGUGGCACUGAAAGGAACCAGGAUACAUAAUGUCUACCAUGCAAACAUAGCCUUUUUAUAUACUAUCCCAAAUGACCAUUGAUUCACCUCAUCUUUUUAGUUAUUAUAUGUAAUUAUAAUGGUAAAAUAGUGGUAAAUUUGAAAAUAUCAAUUUCUUUUGGGUACUGUUUUGCCUUACAGCUCUCUGCAUGCACCUCUUCACCUGUUUUAGGCCAAACCUUUUGAAAACUAUUGUAAAAGAAUAUCCCACAUAUUCAGACAGCCAUUUCAUGUAAUAACAUUUUGCGAGGUAGCUUUUAGAGGCAUUGUAUUUUUUGGAUGUUCACAGUUAUGAACUCUCUAGAACAGCAUAUUUCACAUUAAACCACUCUUACAUCUUAUCAGUUUAAUUGUGCAGACAUUUUGAAAAUUGGUGACCACAGCCUGUAUUCCCAAAGCUUCUCAGGAUGCUGACUUAGGAUCAGAUUCCUCUUGUUUACUGACUUUAUUGUAGGGCUGAACGACUUUGGGGAAAUAUGUAAUUACGAUUUUUGUGAUUGAUAUUAUGACUGCGAUUUAAAUUGGGAUUAUUUUUGAUGAAUUAAGAUCCAGACCUGUUGUUUUGGUCAAGAAGACGAUCAAAUGUCAUAAUCAUAUUUAAUCAUAUUUAUUAAAAAUCAUAUUUAUUAUUAUAUUUUUUUUGGAUAUGAGGCUUGAACACUGAACAUAGUGUGCCAGACUGCCAGUUAGUCAUGGUGGUGAUGUCACAGCACAUGGGUAUUUGGUUGCUUUUGAACUCGUCUACAGGCAGUUCAUGAGCUCAGUGCUAUUAGGUUAAAUUUCCCCACUUAAAACUCAGUAAUGUUUAUCACGUAAACUGUAGCUCUUUCAAAUCCAAUAUUAAUCUUUCAGCUCUGCUUUACCAACAUGAACAGAUCCUAGAUCAGCACUCCUACUCCGAGAAGCUUCUUGAAUUCAGGUAUUGGAUCUUUUGGCCAUAAAAGGAUGGCAUAGCGAACAAGAUGUUUAGUGCAGCAAGCCCUCCACAUUUAGCUGAUUCACAAGCUGCACACCUUUUACCAGUACUGCACUGAUCUUUCGUAGCUACUGUUCCCUCAGAUUCUGCUUACUUUCGUGCAAUAUUUACUCAAAUCACACUCUGUGGGUGUGGUCUGAGGGAGCGUCCUUCACAGUGGUUUCAUUGGGAUAUUUCAGGUGUAGUCUACCUAUGAGUGAGAGCGUUUUCUCAUUUCCUUUGUAAUGUGGUAGUUUCCUAUGGCAGGCUGAGGGGGAAGUGAUGUGAUGAGGUCUGUUUUUGAUACUCCUGUAUGUUCUGUGUGAGAAGUGUAACAUACUGAUUGUGAAGCUGCAUCUAACCACAUUUAUUGAUCAGCCAAAUUGAACUGUAAAGCAGGAUUUCAUUGUAAAGCUAGCUUAAAAAAAAUGCUAUUUCCAUUUUCCGCUUAGUUCUCUUAGUUCAUUGUGACGUCAUUUUUAAUAAACAAAUGCACCACCAGAUAUAUUUGUCAUUUUAAGUGGAGUAGUCUUGCAUCCCUCAGAAUAAUCUCUACCAAUGUUAUGCUAAUGCUAACUGAAUUCAGAACAAAUGCAACAGAAUCUCGUGAUAUGUGCCCCUUCUUGUGAUUCCAAUUAUAUAUAGUAUCUUUUGUUGAUCGAGCGGCACUGAAGAUUACGUUCCCCUUUUUUUUGCUCUUUGUAAUCUUCUCAGAUAUGUCUAUUUUGUACUCUUGAGUCAUGUUCUGUAGCUUUUAGCUUUAAGUUUGCACUCUAUUUAUGUAAUCCGGCUGCUGUACAGACUAGAUGAUAAGUACAAGCACAAUUUCCUUUUUCCGUAGUCGGGUCGAGAGCCGACAUCGAUGGGAGAAAGCAGCCUUUUCAGCACCAAUGACUUGGUGGUGUUUGUUACUUAGAAACACUAAACGAAUGUAAGCUUAUGUAUUUCGUCUAUACUUUUUGUGACAAAUAAGUAAAGAUAUUUCAGUCGCUAACUGUAUCUGUCAAAGCAAAUAAAAUUAUUGGAAGUUGGCACAUAAA
Messenger RNA from Colossoma macropomum (tambaqui), 3062 nucleotides. RefSeq names its product transmembrane protein 50A (gene tmem50a). The transcript is spliced from 7 exons. Gene Ontology annotation, biological process: protein targeting to vacuole; late endosome to vacuole transport via multivesicular body sorting pathway. NCBI's taxonomy places the organism in Eukaryota, Metazoa, Chordata, Actinopteri, Characiformes, Serrasalmidae. The record is from RefSeq and is a predicted model, not a curated record. The coding region runs from base 192 to 674 and encodes 160 amino acids.